Molecule: messenger RNA, 1020 nt
Organism: Bolinopsis microptera
Lineage: Eukaryota; Metazoa; Ctenophora; Tentaculata; Lobata; Bolinopsidae
Product: C5a anaphylatoxin chemotactic receptor 1-like
Exons: 1
Coding region: 1-1020 (339 amino acids)
Biological process (GO): cellular response to light stimulus; phototransduction; G protein-coupled receptor signaling pathway
Cellular component (GO): plasma membrane
Molecular function (GO): G protein-coupled photoreceptor activity
Source: RefSeq, a predicted model, not a curated record
AUGCAACUGAUCCUGAACCACACGCUCAACAUCCCCGACAGCUCCCGAAACCUAGCAGACCAGAUCAUCAUCAACACCUGGCUUAUAUUCUGUGGAAUAGCUGGGAUAUCUGGUAAUGGUUAUGUGCUUUAUGUAACACACAAGUACAACGCUAUCAGGAUUGAUGAGAUGUCACUGUGGUUUAUCAAUAAGUUGGGAAUCACGGAUAUACUCUCCACAGUGGUGAUGGUGGUGCCGGUUACUGCUGUUAACUUCACGGGAAACCAGUGGAUAUUCGGAGACUUUGCUUGUAUCGUGAUCGCGUUUAUCAGCAGAAUUCCUUUCAUUGCUAACAUUCUUCUUAUAGUCGGGUUGAAUAUUAACAAACUAUACAGGGUAAGCUACCCUCUGAGAUCUCUGGAACAUAUGUCAAACAAAGUGAAGGGAUUGUGGCUAGUAACCGUUAUAACUCUAGCUACCAUUAACCCAUUCCUUGGUCUCCUCUUCAACAACUUCACUGCUACACUCCACUUCAACAGUUUGGCGUCUGUGUGUCGGCUGACAAACGAAGUGUUCCUGGUUGUGGUAAUCAGGUUUAUCAUCUACAUCAUCAUCCCUGGUACCAUCCUCAUUAUCACUAACACUGCACUUGUUAUCAUAGCCUUUAAGAAGACCCAAACUUCUGUUAAUAAACGGAACAUUGUGGUUGUUCUGGGGGUGACUUUUCAGUUCCUUAUUGCGUUUAUUCCUUACACCCUGGUGCUGUCUGUAGCGUUUUAUAUUCCUGUUAAGGAUUGGGUGGUACGUGGUGCGUUCUCCCUUCUUUACACCACUUGUUGGUUUAAUCCUAUCGUGUACUACCUUAACAACCCUACAUUCAAAGAGUUUACUAAUAGUCUUGUGAGAAAUGGCUGGAGCAAACUAAGAGGGUUACAGAGAAGUGAAAGUGAGAGGUUAAGAUUGUAUCGGGUGUUGACCUCCUCUCCGAGUACCAAUAGAUUUAAUGUGAAUACGGAGGAAUUUGAGUUGGGUUUACGGUGA